AUGGCCGCGAUGCAGUUGCCCGCGGCGCGCGGCGUCGCCGACACGCUGUUCUCGGUGCUGCCGCGCGCGGCGGAGCUCGUCGUCUGGGACUUGCUGCGCGUGGCGCUCAGCCCGAUCCUGGGCUUCGGCGGGAGCAAGGCCGAGCCCGGUCCCGACGUCCCCGUCAUGCGAUGGUACCAGGAGGCGGUCCUCGACCCGGACAGCCUCCAGGCGCGCGCCGGCCGGCCCGUGGGCUUCAAGGGCGUCGGCCGGAACCAGCACCUCAACCGCCGGCUCUACGUCGCCGCGGGCCGCGGCGACGCCGGGGCCGUCCGAAAACUCGCGAAAAGCGGCGCGGACGUCAACGCGCGGCUCUUCCAGCUCAUCAACUACCUCGACGGCUCGAACGGCCAGCCGAGCGGCCACGGCGUGCGCCUCUCGGAGUUCCGCGGGCGGUGGAUCGACCAGCGGCCCGACUGGAACGUCGCGCGGUGGGGGCGCGCGGGCGACCCGGCGGCCAUGACCUACGCGUCGCGCACGGCCCUGCACGAGGCCGCGAAGCGCGGCUGCGCGGCGACGGUCGCGGCGCUCCUCGAGCUCGGCGCGAGCCCCUACUCGCGGGGCGAGGGCCUGCGGACGCCCGCGCAGGAGGCGCUCGAGUCGCGCGCGGCCGCGGGCGGCUGGGAAAACUACAUCGUCGAGCAUCGCAACAUUACCAAGUCCAUCGUCUCCAAGUGCGCCCCGGUCCCCGACGACUGCCUCCUCGCGAUCGCCGCCUUCGUGGCGCCCGCGGGCGGCUGGUGA
Messenger RNA from Aureococcus anophagefferens, 783 nucleotides. RefSeq lists its product as hypothetical. The coding region runs from base 1 to 783 and encodes 260 amino acids. The record is from RefSeq and is a predicted model, not a curated record. NCBI's taxonomy places the organism in Eukaryota, Pelagophyceae, Pelagomonadales, Pelagomonadaceae. Gene Ontology annotation, molecular function: protein binding. The transcript is spliced from 2 exons.